Molecule: messenger RNA, 1580 nt
Organism: Carcharodon carcharias (great white shark)
Lineage: Eukaryota; Metazoa; Chordata; Chondrichthyes; Lamniformes; Lamnidae
Product: glycogen synthase kinase binding protein
Exons: 1
Coding region: 266-757 (163 amino acids)
Cellular component (GO): cytoplasm
Source: RefSeq, a predicted model, not a curated record
UGUGUGUGUGAGAUCGGGACUUGGAGCGAAGGGUGUUUUCCUGCUUAACACAAUUACCGUCCUUCCGCAGCCUCAGUGCCUUCCUUUACAAUUUGUUUUUUUUUGAGAUUGGCAGUUUUAUUUACCUAUCCCCACAAAAAAAACACCAAUGUUUUCAGAUACAGUAUAAGCUAAUGUGUUCGACUAGCUACUGUAAGAGAAACGACAGAGAGAGAGAAGGGAAUUACAACCGCCAGCAGCAGGGAAAAAACAAAGCGCAGAUAAGAUGCCGCGACGGGGCGAAAGCUUCCUGCUCCUCGAACAGGCCGUCACCGUCGACUCGAAGGAGAUCGACGCUCUGGUGGCUAAAAUUGGGGAGACUUUGCAGUUCCAGCGGAUCCCCAACGGCAGCAACGGCGGAGGCGUGAAGCAGCAGCAGCAGCAACAACAAUAUCAGCAGCAGUACCCACAACAACAACAGCAGGAGCCGCGUGUCUCGGCCAAAUGUGGAAUGUGUGGUAUCGAGCGCUGGAAGGUUCCCAGCCGCAACAAACCGUACAGCGUUCCGAGCCGAGCCCGGGAACCGGCACCGCCAGCAAACAGCAAGAGCAAACACCUCAUGAGGCCAUCCCCAGAGUGCGCCCCGCGAUACCAACAGCACCCCCACCAGAAACUCGAACAGCUCCUGUCGUCCGGCAACCUGAUCAAAGAGGCAGUGAGGCGCCUCCAUACCCGACACCACUAUGCACACAUCUACUCCGAGAAGCUGACCCUGUAGCUGAGACGUUUAUUCACCAUAACACUGGAGAUCGCAACGAAGAUUUAAAAAAGAGUGAAGAGAAAAAAGAAGACCCCAAUAAUAUCUUUAUUAGUGUAGGUGGCUGACUGUGGGAAACCGUUGAAACGAUCACCACUCCAAUUGACGUAGGGCUACCGAAUAUCCCUGUGAAAUUUAAAAGCAUAUUUUUUGAAAAGAUGAUUUGUUUUAACGCACUGUACGAUAUUCUUAGGAAGGUUAAUAAAACCUGAGGGAUCCACUUUUGCACCAGUCCUAUGACUAUAGAGUUUUUUUCAAACAAACGAUGCAAAAACAAAAGGUAAUCUUUUGGAUGUUGACUUUAUUUUUUGAACGGGUAUUCCUGAGGUUACACAACACACCAUGUUUACAGCAGAGAAUCGCACCGCCUGGUGCUUGUUUUUGAAGUCGGACACCACAAGGUCGUUAUCACGUCGACCUUGAUUUGUUUUUUCGUUUCUGUUUGGACUCCGUGUUUUGACUGACCCUUUCCACAAAUGUUUGAAUUCCCCAAACCGUUUUUUCAGCGGUGAACUGAAUAACACAUGGCAGCUGAGCCGAAACAACCCCGCAUUCCGACUCUAGACACAGUACACCAGGAAUUCCGCGAACUGUUUACAGUACGUGUCGUAACCCACUGGCUUUGGGACCUGGUUUAAUGGAAAAGUAGGGUUAAGUUCGCUGUUAUUUAAUAGCCAGUUAUAUAUUUUAGCUACAGUAAAUACAAGUGUAUACUUCGUAACGGAGUACUCUGUUGUUCCUGUUAUCCAGGAAUUGAUGUGUUGAAUAAAAUAAUUCAGUUAAA